Messenger RNA from Trichoderma atroviride IMI 206040, 1659 nucleotides. RefSeq lists its product as uncharacterized. Gene Ontology annotation, cellular component: cytosol. Gene Ontology annotation, molecular function: monosaccharide binding; carbohydrate derivative binding; glucose-6-phosphate isomerase activity. Gene Ontology annotation, biological process: gluconeogenesis; glycolytic process; glucose 6-phosphate metabolic process. The record is from RefSeq and is a predicted model, not a curated record. NCBI's taxonomy places the organism in Eukaryota, Fungi, Ascomycota, Sordariomycetes, Hypocreales, Hypocreaceae.
AUGGCUCCGGCAAACACCCUCCCCGCGUGGAGCGAGCUCCAGGCUCACCGCGACGACGUGGCCAAGAGCUUCGUCCUCAAGGAGGCCUUUUCGUCCGACGCCGACCGCUUCAGCCGCUUCUCGCGCACCUUCAAGGCCGCCGGCUCGGCCGACAUCCUCUUCGACUUCAGCAAGAACUUUUUGACCAACGAGACGCUCGACCUGCUGGUCAAGCUGGCCGAGCAGGCCGGCGUCGAGCGCAAGCGCGAUGCCCUGUUCCGCGGCGACAAGAUCAACUUCACCGAGAACCGCGCCGUCUUCCACCCCGCGCUGCGGAAUGUCGGCGGCUGGGACAUGAAGGUCGACGGCGUGGACGUCAUGAGCGGGCCCAACGGCGUCAACAGCGUGCUGGACCACAUGAAGGACUUUUCCGAAAAGGUCCGCAGCGGCGAGUGGACUGGCUUCACCGGCAAGAAGCUGACCAACAUUGUCAACGUCGGCAUCGGCGGCUCUGAUCUCGGCCCCGUCAUGGUCACCGAGGCUCUCAAGUACUAUGGCGCCCCCGACAUGACCCUCCACUUCGUCUCCAACAUCGACGGCACCCACAUGGCCGAGGCCCUGAAAGCCUCUGACCCCGAGACCACCCUCUUCCUCGUUGCCUCCAAGACCUUCACCACCGCAGAGACCACCACCAACGCAAACACCGCCAAGUCAUGGUUCCUCGAGAAGACGGGCGGCAAGGGAGACGUCGCCAAGCACUUUGUUGCCCUGUCCACCAACGAGGCCGAGGUCACCAAGUUUGGCAUCGACAGCGCCAACAUGUUUGGUUUCGAGAGCUGGGUCGGCGGCCGCUACUCUGUGUGGAGCGCCAUCGGCCUGAGCGUUGCCCUGUACGUCGGCUACGACAACUUUUACAAGUUCCUCAGCGGUGCCCACGCCAUGGACAAGCACUUCCGCGAGACUCCCCUGAAGGAGAACAUUCCCGUCCUUGGAGGUCUGCUGAGCGUCUGGUACUCCAACUUUUUCCAGGCUCAGACUCACCUGGUUGCUCCCUUCGACCAAUACCUUCACCGAUUUGCUGCCUACCUCCAGCAGCUGUCCAUGGAGUCCAACGGCAAGGGCAUCACUUCCGAUGGUUCCACCGCAAAGUACACCACUGGCGCUAUCCUGUUUGGCGAGCCCUGCACCAACGCUCAGCACUCCUUCUUCCAGCUGGUCCACCAGGGCACCAAGCUGAUCCCCGCCGACUUCAUCCUGGCGGCCAAGUCUCACAACCCCAUCCACGACAACCUGCACCAGAAGAUGCUGGCAUCCAACUACUUUGCCCAGGCCGAGGCCCUCAUGGUCGGCAAGACUGACGAGCAGCUCCGAGCUGAGGGCACCCCCGAGGAUCUCAUCCCUCACAAGCGCUUCCUCGGCAACCGACCAACCACAUCCAUCCUGGUGGGCGAUGUCAUCGGCCCGGCCGAGCUGGGUGCCCUGAUUGUCUACUACGAGCACCUGACUUUUGUCGAGGGUGCCAUCUGGGACAUUAACAGCUUCGACCAGUGGGGCGUUGAGCUGGGCAAGGUGCUUGCCAAGAAGAUUCUCAAGGAGCUCGACGAGCCCGGCAACGGCGAGGGCCACGAUGUUUCCACCGGUGGCCUGAUUGGAGCUUUCAAGCAGUUUGCCAAGAUUUAA